This is a messenger RNA of Plasmodium fragile, 1146 nucleotides long. RefSeq lists its product as uncharacterized. The coding region runs from base 1 to 1146 and encodes 381 amino acids. Gene Ontology annotation, molecular function: misfolded protein binding; protein-folding chaperone binding. NCBI's taxonomy places the organism in Eukaryota, Apicomplexa, Aconoidasida, Haemosporida, Plasmodiidae. The record is from RefSeq and is a predicted model, not a curated record. Gene Ontology annotation, cellular component: endoplasmic reticulum. The transcript has 3 exons.
AUGGAGGAAAUAAUCAUCCACAUGAUCAUCAUCGCGCCACUAACAAAGUGGCUAAUGGGACCGAAUAGGUCUUGGAACAAGGGAAAGCGAGAGUACGGAGUGUACAUCGCACUGACGCUGCUGUUCUGUGUGGGCAUAUACGAAUUGAGAAAAACGAAUCAAAAUUUGUACGAAGUCCUACAAUUAAAUGCUUACGCAACAAAGACAGAUAUUCAGCAGGCCUACAGAAGAAUGUCCCGAGUGUACCAUCCGGACAAGAACAAAGAACCUGAUUCAUUUGAGCGAUUUAAUAAAAUAAGAGAAGCAUACGAAAUCUUAACAAAUGAAAAAAAAAAAUAUAUAUAUGACAGAUUUGGAGAUUUUGCUGGUAGUGAAAUUACCAACUUUUUUUAUGUGGAAAUAAUUAUAAUAGCCAUAUUUCAAUUUGCCAUUUCAUUUAUAUUUGGCUUUUUGUAUACCUAUGGCAAAGACAAUGAAAAGUAUCGAAUUUUAAUUUGUUUGUAUAUUGGUUUAAACUUUUGUAUAGAGUUGAUAUUCAGAUUUAGCACCGAGAGUACUCACUUCCUUUCCUUUCUUCCCAUUUUUUGUCACUACACUCCUUUCGAGAGGAUCCAUUCUCUGAGGGUGCUAGUCCCCCUUGUGAUGAAUGCCAUUCUACUGGUUGACGUGUACUUUGUUGAUGAAGACACCGACCUGUACGUUUCCACCUUUUGCGAAUAUGUCUUUGAGAACAGCCACAAAACUAUAAAGAACUUGGACGACGCGGUUAUCUUCUGUGCCCGUUUGGUCGAUGGCAAAGUGAGCAAGGCAAACAACUUUUCCUGGAGAGAAAAGGAUCCCUACAGCGACAUUGCCAACGUUGACCAACUGGAGGAUGAAGAAACGUAUGACAAAAAGUGCGAAAGAAAUGAUUUGUUUUAUAGGCUUUUACAUAGCGUGAUCGAAACGAGCACAGAGGAAGUGGACUUGAAAAUUCCCAAAAAGGCUCUCUGCCGUCGUUUUGACUGGUCCAGAUUUUACACGCAAAGCGUUAUGGAGAAGAACACCGAGGAGAAAGACUUCGAACAGAGCAACGCGUCCAAAGGAAUUCUAUUUUCAUCUCUGUUGUACUUUAUUGGUUUGAUAUCUCAUUUGGUAUCCAAGUGA